Messenger RNA from Apaloderma vittatum (bar-tailed trogon), 798 nucleotides. RefSeq names its product glioma pathogenesis-related protein 1-like. The transcript has 6 exons. Lineage: Eukaryota; Metazoa; Chordata; Aves; Trogoniformes; Trogonidae. Gene Ontology annotation, cellular component: extracellular region. The record is from RefSeq and is a predicted model, not a curated record. The coding region runs from base 1 to 798 and encodes 265 amino acids.
AUGACAAGCAGAUUUUCUGCUUGUGUGCUGGCUUUACUGCACUUCAGUUGUUCCUCUGACUCCUACGAAUCACCAAAACUGCCUGAUGUUGGAGAUCCCAAGUUUAUUGAGGAAUGUGUGCAAACCCAUAACAGAUUCCGGUCUGGAGUGAAUCCACCAGCAAGCAACAUGCUCUACAUGAGUUGGGAUCCAGAUUUGGCAAAGACUGCAAAAGCUUGGGCAAAGAGGUGCCUGUUUAAACAUAAUAUAUAUCUUAAAGAACCAGGGCAGACUCAUCCCAGAUUUACCGCUGUUGGAGAAAACCUGUGGACUGGCUCACUUUCUGUUUUUACUGUGCAACGAGCCAUCACCUCGUGGUACAAUGAGGUCAGCGCCUACACUUAUGCCACCAACACCUGCAGAGGAGUAUGCGGCCACUACACGCAGAUUGUUUGGGCUACAAGCUACAAGGUUGGCUGUGCCGUCCACUUCUGUCCCACGGUGGCAUAUUCCUCCAUAACCAACGCAGCACACUUCACCUGCAACUAUGGGCCAGCUGGGAAUUACCCAGAGCAGCCAUACAAGACGGGAGCAGCGUGCAGUGACUGCAAUGGCGAGCAGUGUGUCAACCAGCUCUGUCAAAAUGCAGAGCGUGACAAAGUCAUUAGUGAUUCCGGGUGGUAUCCAGAAUGGGACAGACCUGCAUGUGAUGAGUACUGCAUCACCAUUAUUAUUUUAAGGCCGUUACUCCUUUUUCUGACAAUUCUGGCCUCCUGGCUACUACCAAAAUACUUGCCUCUAGCAGCCACCAGUGAGUGA